This is a messenger RNA of Thlaspi arvense, 771 nucleotides long. The record is from the annotation of a GenBank genome assembly. Lineage: Eukaryota; Viridiplantae; Streptophyta; Magnoliopsida; Brassicales; Brassicaceae.
AUGGAGGUUUUAGGAAAAUUGCUCACAACAAUUAUGCAAACCUAUCCUCAUGAGGAGCCGCCUCAGCCUCAGGCCAUGGAGAAAGAAGGCACCCAAGAUGGCCCAAAAACCGGCGGAAUACUCUCACGAGAUUCUGACUCUUACAAACUUUACUUCAAGGGUUUGGUAAGGGAGGAGACAAGAGGGCCUAUUGCAGGAUUUGGGGUUGCAAUUUGCAAACAAGAAGAUGACAAUCUCUUGUUUCAGAUGAAAGGAUCACUUCAUGACUCCGCCAUUACAGUUUUGGAGGUUGAGCUUAUGGCAUUGAAGCGAGGACUAACCGAAGCCGUGAGCUUGGGGAUCCCUCAUAUCUCAAUAUGCUGCGAUCAUGAUCAGAUUUUUGAACUGGUCUUGGGAAGAUCCGUGCCUGAGAAAGAUAGCAUUGCCUUGCUAAUGGAUGAUGUGGAACGCAUCAGACAACAACUGACAUCUAGCACCCCUGAAGAUUUCGAAGCGGAGCAGAUGUUUUAUGUUGCUUUAUGCCGUCAUCAAUUCUGCGUCGAGUGCAUGACACGACACGUAAAUAGGAGUCUACUAGAAGGACGUUUGAUGAGAUGCCCUCGUCCCGAUUGCUACUCUAAGUUGACUAUUAAAAGCUGUGCCCAUCUUUUGGAACCUAAAAUAAGAGCCAUCUGGGAACAAAGGAUCAGAGUGGACUCGGAAGUAACUUGUCCAUGGCGUGAAUGUAAAAAUUGCCAACACAUGAAUGAACUUAAAACGUAUCGUGGCUAC